GAUACCCCGGGUCACCUUCUUCCUGGAGGAGGGCGCUCUCAGCUCAGUUUUCAUCCAGUUUAGAAAGGUUAGAGUCUACUGUUCGGGUCCAGGAACUCAGCAAGACAGUUUCACGUUGUAUCUUUCCGGAUCCACAACAGACCAGGACACCACAGCACUGUGAGCAUCACACCACACUGUAUAGACAUGGAUUACACUAUUCGCGCAGCCAACGUGGAGGACUGCAAGGACAUAACGCGGAUGAUCAUGGAAUUGGCUGAACAUGAGAAAGUCACAGACCAUGUGAAAAUCACACAGAAAGACUUGGAGCAAGACGGCUUCUCCAAGAACCCGUUCUUCCAUGGGAUCAUCGCUGAGGUUCCUGAACAGCACAGAACCAAAGAAGGCCAUACGAAGAUAGGAUAUGCACUUUACUUCUAUUCCUACAGCUCAUGGAAGGGCAGGGCUGUGUAUAUGGAGGACUUGUACGUGAUGCCUGAGUUCAGAGGGAAGGGCAUUGGUAAAGCACUCAUGAGCAAGGUAGCGCAGCUGGGUCUCGCCGCUGGCUGCAACCUGCUCAACUUCACCGUUCUUGACUGGAACAAAUCAUCUGUGGACUUUUACCUCAGGCAGGGCUGCUCCAACAUCACAGCUGACUUGGGCUACCAGUAUAUGAGCUGCAGUGGAGAGGCUUUGGAGCGCCUGGCCCAACCUUAACCCAACACCGGGCUCAUGACCUCUUGACUUUUGUAACCAUGAGGUCAACUCACACAAUGCGGGGAUAGAGCGCCACUCAGAGGCCCCGUUCCAAAACUUGACAAUCUCAAACGUCGUGCUGAUUACUCAAAAAGCUAAUGUAUUAUAAUAUAAUAUAAUAUGACCGUUCGCUAAGCCCCACCUUCCUUAGUUGCUGUUGCUAUUGCUGUCAAGCUUUCCAUUCUGAAAUGGCACACACGCAGUUUACAUUGAUAAUGGUGGCAGAUUUACCGCUCAAAAUUCUGAAAACAAAAGGGGUUUUAUUUCACACAGAAGUUAACAAAAGCAGGCUUCUCAUUUCUAGUUAGCUAGUGUUAGCUUAUUGGUGAGUUGGCUGAAAACUGAGUCUACGAUAUUUUGAUAUUUCCAGCUCUUGCUUAUAAUGAGAACACUGUAAAAUGCACAUCAUGGCUACAUAAAUAAUAUAAUGCUAAAAAACUGCACCCAGGCAAAAGUUAGCAUCCUUUGCAGGUAAGGAGUAACUUUCCCUAGCUAGAUUAGCGCUGGGUAGUAAGCUAGUUAGCUGUAAGCUUGCGGCUUACAUAAGAGCAGAUAAACGCAGUGUUUAAUCUGUUUCUUAUUUUGUGUGUUGUUUGUAUUUUUUUGGUUUUGCGAAGGCUAAAAUAAAAGACAUGACCUUCCACACUCUUAAUGUACGGAGUAUCGCUCUUGUUAGCAUGCACACUGCGUCAACAUGUGGAGAAAUCCAAAGCUAGUAAGCUAUCACUGGACAAUCGCUGUUUGGGGAGGGGGUUAGCAAAUGGUCAAUUGCCUUAUAAUUUAGAGAGUCGAGGAUGCAGUUUUAAGUAUUGGAAUGGGGCCGGUGCAAUACAUUUAAUUAGUACAUAACUGAGGCACUGAAAUAUUGUGAGUGUUUUGUGAUUUUCCCUUGUGAUUUGUUAUGACCAGAGCACCUUUUUUUGUGUGAUUAGAUCAGAAACCUAACCCCUCUGCCUAAAGUGUGACAAAAAUGUAGAAGAUAUGGACAUGAGAAAGGUGUUUUUUGGAUUUUUGUGUGGUGGUGGUGGUGGUGGUUGGGAUUUUGAAGGAAAUUAGUCUUAACAUACAAUAUAAAAAAGUGAGUUUCUGGUACUGUAUCCCUUUAAAGAUGAAGAAGAUGACUAUGGCAACAGCGACCAAAGAGUCAGUCACCUCUUCCCUUGUCUUCCAGAUGAGGAGCUGUUGUGAAGCACAAUGUUGCAUUUGCACUAUUUUCUUCUUUUUAUGCUGUGUAUGUCUGUAGAGAGUUCUCCUCAUAAAAUUGUGCACUAAAUGAAUCAGUUGGACUCAACCAGAAACCUCCUUCCGUGCAGCCAAACAGAAACUCUUGGGGCUGGUUUCAAAGAAGUGGAUGAAGCCUAGAAUCAGACAAAAACAAUCCAUCUGGUGGAAUUUGAAAAAAAAGAAAAGAAAAUCUUGGAUCAGGCUCAGCCUGUGUCUUUGAACCUGUCCUGCUAAAAUGAGAGUGGCACAAUUCUGGUCUGCACUUCUGUUUUAUAUCCAGUCUGAUUUUAAAAAAGGGGGCUUUUGUAUCAUUUCCAGCAAUUUAAUGAAAACAGCCUUGAGUUGUGGGUUAUAUUUAGUUUGUUUUCUCUCACUCUAAACAAGAAAGAACCACUGACCUUUCUUUGUAACUUAUGCAGUUUGAGUUUCGGUUUAUACUUUGUUUACAAAAUGAUUUUGUGAAAAAUGUAGUUUUUAUUUUUUUGGAACAUCGAUGUGGAAAAAUACAUUUGAACGCCCAAAAAGUCAAUAUAGUGUCCAAGGGAACAUGGAGAGAUAUUUAUAUCCUCCCUUGUCUGCAACUUCCCAUCAGAAUGCCAGAGCCAGAGCUAUAAAUUAUACGACUUGUAACUCCGUUCCUAACAUGGAUCACAUCAAAGUUCAAACCUGAUUCCUGUCAGUCCCAGCUGAGAUCUCUACAAUAAAUCAGACAACUUUGAAAAAAAAACCUGUCGAAUAUUUCAGAUGGUUAUUCAGAUUCUAUUGUACAGGAUGUGUAUGUAAUCACUACACAGUGUAACAGUCAAUAUAAGUAGACAAGAGAAGUAUGAUGAUGAUGUUUUAGGCUCACUUCCACAUAUUUGGUGCUGUUUUUAGUUUAGCUUAGUCGUCAGGAAGAGCUGAAGUGUGUGUUUCCCAUUGUAUCAUAGAAGUUCUUAUUCAUAUGGUGGGGUGUUUCCAGUGUGUGCUAUACCGAUAUCCAUUUGAUGUCAAAAGUCAUGAACAGUCAUUGAUGUUUUCCGCCAGUAUAAGCAUAAGUUUUCAUGUGUGAUAUUGUGAUCUAGUGUCAAACUUUGUCAGGUUCUGAAAUGGUUAAAAAAAAUACAGUUUGUGUGAAAAGCUUGUGAAUCCAGAAAGUAAAUAGGUAAGCAUUGCAGAAUUCAUCCAUUGAGUUCAGAAAGGGCUUCAUUAAGAUCAAAUCAGUUCUCUCUACCCAAAUGGGAGCGGAAAAGCCAUCAGCUGAAGUUAAAACAGCAAAAUCAGCAAAAAUGGAUUCAUAAGUUUUUCACAUGAUGAAUCAGCGAGAAAUUUGAUGCUGUGAUUUUCCUCAAGCGGCCACAAAUAGUACCUUCUGGGGUUACCGAUACAGUAGAAAUACCAAAAGCCAUGUUACAUUUAGACCUUGUAUGUUGGUAUAAAGUUCGGUUUCAUAAAAGGUGCAGUUUUUUGUCAUUGUCACCCUUUCUUGAAAAAAAUAAGUUUCUUUUACUGUGAAUCUACAACGUAGUUGAUCAGAGGAAUAAAACUUGUAAGACUGCAAUUGAAUAAAGUGACGUGUGAAUGUGUAUUUUAA
This is a messenger RNA of Thunnus maccoyii (southern bluefin tuna), 3532 nucleotides long. Its product is annotated as diamine acetyltransferase 1-like. The record is from RefSeq and is a predicted model, not a curated record. The coding region runs from base 187 to 696 and encodes 169 amino acids. The transcript has 6 exons. NCBI's taxonomy places the organism in Eukaryota, Metazoa, Chordata, Actinopteri, Scombriformes, Scombridae. Gene Ontology annotation, molecular function: N-acetyltransferase activity.